Miscanthus lutarioriparius is the source of this 2358-nucleotide messenger RNA. The record is from the annotation of a GenBank genome assembly. NCBI's taxonomy places the organism in Eukaryota, Viridiplantae, Streptophyta, Magnoliopsida, Poales, Poaceae.
AUGUCCAAAGAUUUGGAAAAAGAUUCACCUAGUGGCACCACACCUACGACUUCAGUUUCACCUCUAGAGUCAAAAAAGAAUGAGAAGACUCUACCAAAUUAUCUCAGAGCUACUAGAGGCUCGUGCCAUGAUUUUUGCAAGUAUGGACACAAAAAUCCUUCUGGAGAGGAGCCGGGUUUUUCAGGAGGAAGAAGAAAGAAACUUCCUGCUCAUCUGAAUAAUUUGACACUACACAGAUCAGCUAUCUUGGAUAGGUCCAAGGAUGUCUUCUCGCUACCGGAUAGGUCCAAGGAUGUCAAAAAUAGGAGUAUUUCACUAGCUAAGUCGAGCAUAUCUCUGGGUGAAGCGGAACGGUUUGCACCCAAGAAAACAUCAGCAAACCGAAAAGGUGUUCCAUCCAGUGAGCAUAUGGUUCCCAGGACAGCUACACCAUCUCAACAUAAAUCUCUGAACUCUGAUGGAAGAAAGAUGCAUUCAAUUGUUGCACAGAAGGCUCCAACAAAUCUAAGGCGUUCAAAUGGAGUUCCAAAAAUUGAUAAAAAAGAAACAAUGCCAGCCAAGGGGGCCAUAUUUCCUGCCAAAUCAAAGUUUCCAGAGAAGACCUUGCUGGAGAAACCUAGAAAUGUGGAUAGAGUCACAAUGGCUCAUCAAUCAUUGCACAAUAGGCCAGCUUAUUCUCCCACUAAGCUCAACAUGGUUAAACAGGGGCCUGUUGCAUCUCAGGCUUCUAGCAAGCAUCUACUUUCAAAACGUAAAAAUACUCCGGAGGGACCUGUUGCAGCAAAUAUUACUAGAAUGCAUGCUAAAGCUGGACAAAGUCCUAAAAGGUCAAGCAAUUCAAAUAUAAAUGGGAAGGAAGGCUCAGAUAUGCCCAGAUCAUCCCUCUCUUUGGAACCCAAGCUGACUGCUUCUGUGGAAGUACAGAUAGAUGAUCCACAAAUUACAGGGUAUUAUAUCGAUUCAACAUUGGCUGAACUCUCUCCAGCUAUUACAGAAUAUGUAGACAAUUCUCCAGCACCAGAAGAAACAAGUAAAUCCAUUUCAGAGGACGAUGGGGUGGGAAGAACUGAAAAGAGCGAAGUAUUAGGAGGUGAAGCCCUGCUGGAAAGUACCAUCGCCCUUGAGCUGCAGCAAUCAUUAGAUGGAAAGAACUUCAGUGCUAUCCUAGGUGAAUCUGAUCUAGAACAUAAACUACCUGAGCAUAAUAUUGUUCAUAAUGAAGCUUCAACAGAUUGUGAUGGCCAAACAGAUUAUGCAGCUCUUUGUCAAUUACCAGAACAAGUAACAACUGUGGAAAAUGCAGAUGUGUAUGAUUUUAUAUCAACUCAAAGUAAUUCAAAAAUUGAGGAUGAUCAAGUUGAAGUCAAUGCGUCUGUGGAGUCUCUAAUCUCUGAAGGUAAGAAAGAAAUGGAAGUUCAUGAAGAUUUUGAAAGAUCUCCAGGGCUACUGGUAGUUGACAAAAAACAUAAUGAGGAGCCUGAGUCUUGUCUUGAUCUUGCUUCCGGAAAUGCAGCAGAGAAUGAUACGGCUGGUAAAGUUUUUGACAGUAGGAUGAACAACAGUGCUUCUCACUGCCAAUCAAUUUCAGAAACUUCAUCAGAUGGCGGACUUCUUGAGGAGCCUAAGUCCAUGCUAAUUGAACCAAGUGUUUUUGCUGGUGAUGAGUUAGCAAGUAUCAGUAAUGAAAAUACCUCUGAACAGGACGGACUGAAAUCAAGGAUAUUUAUUCCUCGUCAGUCACCAGAAGAACUAUCGGAUAAUGAAUUUUAUGAAGAGUAUGAUUUUAAAUUAAGUGAAUCAGAUGAAUCUGGUACAGAGGAUGAGGAGACAACAAUCAACAAAAAUAGGGAUGAAUCUCUGAAGUCUGGUGGCCAAAGAUCAAGAAGAACAUCAACACUUGAAUUGGAUGAUGCUAGUCUCACACCCUAUAAAUUGAAGUUUAAGAGGGGUAAAAUUGUAGAACUCCCACCAGACAGCAUUGGCCCAAGGAGACUGAAAUUUAGAAGAAAGUCUGCAAAUGAAGCUUCAAAUUGUGAAAGCCCACCAGCUAGAAGGAUUUACAGAAGGAACAGCACCAGUAAUGCUGUUCCUACUGAUGUGGAAUCUCCUGGUGUGAAACUGCGACAUCAGGAUGCACAAGAGAAAAAAGAUGCACAAGGAUUGUUCAAUAAUAUAAUUGAAGAAACUGCAAGCAAGCUAGUUGAGUCCAGGAAAACCAAGGUAAAAGCAUUAGUUGGUGCUUUUGAAACAGUGAUUUCUCUCCAGGAUGGCAAACCCACAUCAUUGACAGCACAAGCUGGUAAUUCACAAGAUUUAAUUCCUGAUGAUGAGGGAAAUGCACCUGAGGAAACUGGAUAG